AUGGGUAUCGACCUGGACCGUCACCAUGUGCGCAGCACCCACCGCAAGGCGCCGAAGAGCGAAAAUGUCUACCUGCAGGUCCUUGUGAAGCUCUACCGCUUUCUCGCCCGCCGCACGGAGUCCAACUUCAACAAAGUUGUGCUGCGCCGCCUUUUUAUGUCGAGAAUCAACCGCCCUCCCGUCUCCCUUUCGCGACUCGUUUCCAAUGUCACCGAUUCUCACAAGGGCAAGACCAUCGUCGUGAUUGGAACCAUUACUGAUGACAAUCGUCUUCUCACCGUUCCCAAACUCUCUGUGGCCGCGUUGCGAUUCACCGCUACUGCGAGAGCCAGGAUUGAGAAGGCUGGGGGUGAGACUCUGACUUUGGAUCAGCUCGCACUUCGGGCACCUACUGGAGCCAACACUCUCCUCCUCCGUGGCCCCAAGAACGCUCGUGAAGCUGUCAAGCACUUCGGCUUCGGACCCCACAGCCACAAGAAACCUUACGUUCGAAGCAAGGGUCGGAAAUUCGAGAGAGCUCGCGGACGUAGAAGGUCUCGUGGCUUCAAGGUUUAA
Aspergillus fischeri NRRL 181 is the source of this 555-nucleotide messenger RNA. Its product is annotated as 60S ribosomal protein eL18. The record is from RefSeq and is a predicted model, not a curated record. The transcript has 4 exons. Lineage: Eukaryota; Fungi; Ascomycota; Eurotiomycetes; Eurotiales; Aspergillaceae. Gene Ontology annotation, molecular function: RNA binding; structural constituent of ribosome. Bases 1 to 555 code for a protein of 184 amino acids. Gene Ontology annotation, cellular component: cytosolic large ribosomal subunit; ribosome. Gene Ontology annotation, biological process: translation.